AUGAGGGGUUGUGGAAUCGGUACAACAGCUUGGAAGGGCCACGUUUGCAUUUUGUUCAAAGAAUUGGAUACGGCCGGCAAGUACCAAGACUCUCUGCUAAAGUUUCUAAAGCUAAUGAACCGCGUUCACAGGCUCUUGGACAGUGGUUGCUUCAGCGACUUUAAGAUAGGUUGCAUGAAUGAGACUAUCUACAACGUUCACAAGGUUGUCUUGUGUGCGCAAAGCCGGUAUUUCAUGGACCUUUUUGACCCAGUAUCUGAGUCUAAGAAAGCCAAUAUUGGGGCCAUGGUGGUCAAGCAUGACCCAGAUGGGACCAUGUGCAACACUCCUCCCAACAAAACACCCUGUCAGCUCUUGAUCUUUCACGCUGAGUUACAUACUGCCGGUAUCCACUACGGUAUUCCGAACCUCCGGGCCAUAUCCGCCAAACGAUUUGAGAUGCUAGCGAGCGAUUGCUGGAGCGACGACGAGUUCCCGAAGACGAUGAAAUAUGUUUACCUGUCGAACUACACUCAGAAUUUGCGGGAUGUGCUCGUCCGCGCUUGCACUAGCAGCAACCACAUGGACGUGUUGCUCAAAAAGCCGGGUUUUGCGAAGCUUCUGGACGACGCUGGCCCUUUCAGCAGAGACUUGGUGAAAAGCCUUCAGAAGCACAGGGCGGCUGCUGAGAGGGCAAGCGGCCAACGGACACUUGUUGCUACUGCAAACGCACAAUUAUCGGACCAUGGACAAUAG
Messenger RNA from Aplosporella prunicola CBS 121167, 735 nucleotides. RefSeq lists its product as uncharacterized. The record is from RefSeq and is a predicted model, not a curated record. Lineage: Eukaryota; Fungi; Ascomycota; Dothideomycetes; Botryosphaeriales; Aplosporellaceae. Gene Ontology annotation, molecular function: protein binding. The transcript is spliced from 5 exons. Bases 1 to 735 code for a protein of 244 amino acids.